UUUGGCAUGCAGUCACCAUCUAAGUUUUCUGGCAGUUUAAGUUUCACUUACUGGGAAAUCAUUAAAGAGUUAAAGAGAGGGAGGAAGUAGGAGUAACCCAGCACAAAUAAGUACAGGCACACUGAUCAGGAAACGAAGAUUGAGAAAGGCAAAGUCAGUUUCCAGCUGUGUUUUCUUCCACUACAACAAGAUGGAUUCAAGCUCAUUAGAGGAACCUGACCUAAGGAUCGUCCUGCUGGGGAAAACUGGAUCAGGAAAGAGUGCAUCUGGGAAUACCAUCCUGGAAAAAAAAGAUGUGUUCACCUCAGAGGCUUCUCCAUCCUCUGUGACCCAGACAUCUAAAAAAGCAUCUGGCUUCUUUGAUAAAAGAACCGUGUCUGUGGUGGACACUCCUGGUGUCUUGGACAAAUCGAUGAACGAAGAGCAGUUUAAAAGUGAAAUAGAAGAAAGUCUCACACUGACUGAGCCAGGACCACAUGUGUUUCUGCUGGUGCUCAGACUGGAUGUGAGGUUCACAGAAGAGGAUAAAUCUGCCAUCAGGUGGUUCAGAGACAACUUUGAACCUGACCUAAGGAUCGUCCUGCUGGGGAAGACUGGAUCAGGAAAGAGUGCAUCUGGGAAUACCAUCCUGGAAAAAGAUGUGUUCCCCUCAGAGGCUUCUCCAUCCUCUGUGACCCAGACAUCUAAAAAAGUGUCUGGCUUCUUUGAUAAAAGAACCGUGACUGUGGUGGACACUCCUGGUGUCUUGGACAAAUCGAUUAACGAAGAGCAGUUUAAAAGUGAAAUAGAAGAAAGUCUCACACUGACUGAGCCAGGACCACAUGUGUUCCUGCUGGUGCUCAGACUGGAUGUGAGGUUCACAGAAGAGGAGAAGUCUGCCAUCAAGUGGUUCAGAGACAACUUUGGUGAGGAAGCCUCCAAACACACACUGGUGCUUUUCACCAGGGGGGAUGAUUUAAAGGAGAACUCCAUUGAGACUUAUAUAAACCAAAACCCUGAGCUAAAAGAGUGCAUCAGUGUCUGUACACCUUGGUACAGUGUGUUCGAAAAUAAAUGCAUGGAAAAUCUGACCCAGGUGGCUGAUCUGUUUGAAAAGAUAGACAAGUUGGUGCAGUUGAAUGGUUACCAGCCUUAUACCAUGAGCAUGUACGAAGAGGCCCAGAGAAAGAAGAAUUCCAAGGAAUGGUGGAGCAAGUGGGCAAAUACUAUGGACACUUUGAGUCAUAAGUUGAUUGUGGGAGCAGUAGUCACCACUGCUGUCAAUGCCCACGGAGCCGCUGCUCCUUUAGCAGCAGCUGCAGGAAUUUCUAAAGCCAUUGGGUGGUGGAUGAAACCUAAAACAACAGAUGUCAAGCCAUGAUCCUUCAAGCAAACUUGUAAGGUCAUUGUUGAGAAAAUACGAAAAACUAUAUAUAUUAUGUCAGUAUAUAUAAUCAGUAACCACUUUUUCACAUUCAUUGUAUAUUGUGGGUGUCUAACCUAUAAAUGAUAUCAUGUAUUAUCAUGUAAUAAUGCAACAGCUCCAUAUUUUACACAUGAUCAAAUGUAAAGUUUACAUGUAUAAAUCAGUAAUAUUAAUAAACAUCACUUAAAGAAAAAUAA
This is a messenger RNA of Eleginops maclovinus (Patagonian blennie), 1602 nucleotides long. RefSeq names its product GTPase IMAP family member 9-like. The record is from RefSeq and is a predicted model, not a curated record. Lineage: Eukaryota; Metazoa; Chordata; Actinopteri; Perciformes; Eleginopidae. Gene Ontology annotation, molecular function: GTP binding. The transcript is spliced from 3 exons. Bases 191 to 1360 code for a protein of 389 amino acids.